Messenger RNA from Austrofundulus limnaeus, 1623 nucleotides. RefSeq names its product leucine-rich repeat and fibronectin type III domain-containing protein 1-like protein. NCBI's taxonomy places the organism in Eukaryota, Metazoa, Chordata, Actinopteri, Cyprinodontiformes, Rivulidae. The record is from RefSeq and is a predicted model, not a curated record. Gene Ontology annotation, molecular function: protein binding.
GAUGGUUCCUGCCAACCACAAGUACUUCCUGCUCAACGACCUGGCGUCGUCUCGGGACUACGAGCUGUGUGUUCUGGCCGUGUACGACGACGGCAUCACCACCCUGACGGGCACCAAGCUGGUGGGCUGCGUGUCCUUCACCACGGACUCCGAGUACGGACGCUGCCACUCCAUCCGGGACCAGUUCCUGGGCGGCACCAUGAUCAUCAUCAUCGGCGGGAUCAUCGUGGCCUCCGUGCUCGUCUUCAUCUUCAUCCUGCUGAUGAAGUACAAGCUCCACAGCAACCACUACAAGCAAAAAGCCGUCGCUCGCCACGCCAACGUCUGCUCGCAGACCAAUGGAGGAGGAGGAGGCGGGGCCAACAUCCUGGCUCUGCCUCCUUCCUCCUCCUCUGCAGGGCAAGUUGUUAUUAAAAACUCUCCACCGUCGGRGUCGACAGAAGCGAUGGGCGGAGCUUCUCUUCGAGGGACAACUGUAGUAGACUUAAAUCCUACUCAUGAUGAUGACACCAUUUCCCAAUAACACACAAGAAACUGUCGACGCCCUCUAACCUCUAACAACACACAAACUCUUCUUCUUCUUUUUGUUUUCAUUUUUUUACUUGUUACUUGUGCCUGGAGACAAACUCACUUUUCCAUCAUGGAGCAGCUCCGGUUCUUGCUUUCCUCACAGUCAGUGUUCGAGCUCRGGAGGAAGAGGAGUCUGAGGAGGUGAGUGAAGUGGGAGAUGUGGAUGAGCAGCAGCCAUUAGCAGACCUGCAGUCUAUAAGUGCUCAGUAAAUAUGGUCUGGUCUUGGUAAACAACAUUAUUCCUCUUUAUGGGGUCAUUAUAAAAAGGUCCGGUCCAGUUCUGUGCGCACACUGCUGCUGCUCCAUUAACUCAGGUUUCUCCUUCAUUAUAAAAGUCGUCUCUUUUCUUCCUCCUCCUCUUCCUUCCUCAUCACUUCAUCUCGUUAACACCUUUUGACUCUGGCUCUUUUCACAUCUUUACUUUUAGCUCUUCUUCCAGCUGAACUCUCUGUAGCUUUUAUCUCCUCACGUUCUCACCUUGUUUUAUGUUUCUUCUCCUUCAGUAUUUAUUUCCACAGUUCUUCUCCUCUUCCAUCCUCUUAGUUUUUCACCUUGAACUUUCCAGUUCUUUCUUUAAUGCACUUUCUUUGUCUUCAUUUAAUCUUUAACCCUGGAACUGUUGUUGUUAUUGUUGUUUACUUGUAAGCUUCAUUUCGCUCCAGAUGUUUGAAAACAUCUUUUCACAGACUAACUGUAGUUCACUCUGUAGCCUCCAAGGGGCGCCACUAAAACAAUAUUUACUAUAACCAGUCAUUCAUUAAACAUCAUUUAGGAAAUGUUUCAUUCAGAUUUCUUUAUAAUUCAUUUUUAAGUUCAGAUUAAAAUAAAAACCCUGAAAAUGAAACUUGUGUAAAAACCCAGUUUCCACACCGGAUCAGUAGUUUAUAAGACAAUAAAAUGAAAUUWAGUAGAAUUGCACAAUUUGCAUACAUUGUGCUCAAAGUGAGCCACGGAGUUCAGAAACGUAUGCAGACUGUAUUCAUUUGUUUGUAAAUGUAAAACAAUAUGUAAAAACCAUAACAUAAAAAAGUUAAUAAAAACACAAUUUAAUGA